UCGAGCUGUGAAGACACCCUCGUUGUUCUUCUUGAUAUCUCGACUUUUCUCGUCCUGAACUCGCUGCUCGAGAAAUGCACAAGUCUGCAGGUGCGCUGCUUUUAUGAAACGUAGCAAAUCGUCGGCUUCCAUCCGCAGGCGUCGGCCGCGGCAGUCUGCCUCGUCGUCGAACCUCGAGGCUCUCGAGGACAACAGUUGGCAGUUCCAGCCUCCGUUCUACAAUCAUCCUCCUACUCCGCUCAAAAAACCUACAAACACCCCAUUCUCCCUCUUCACCUCCGGCCGCAACUCCCCCCGUGCCUCCGUAACCCGCUCAGCAUCCGUCGCCUCAGACUCGGAAGCAGACAUCCCAGACGGCGACAAGCUCGCAAAGGAAUCUGAUGUCACCGUCGGCGGCGAUGCCGUCCCACCCGAGCGCGAGUACUUUGGCUUUGCGCUCUACGUCUCUAGCACAUUCGCCUUCAUCAUCUACAUCCUCUGGGCCUUCCUGCCGCAGUCGGUCCUGCACAGUCUCAAAAUAUACUACUAUCCCUCGCGCUGGUGGGCCCUCGCGUUCCCGUCUUUUCUCGUCAUGCUGAUCGUGUACAUAUACGUCGCCCUCGUCAGCUACAACGUCGAGAUCCUCACUCCCGAACUCAACCAUCUCACUACGAUAACUGACGAAUACGCAGUCAUCUCCGAGGACGACAAGUAUCUCUGGAAAGGCUCAGACGGCGUCUGGGACUUGCCGCUCGAGUCUGUCAACUACGUGCUUUAUGCCGACCGGCAUAACGCUCACGACGAAGCUAAUGGAAACGGCUGCCAGAGUCCGGAAACUUCGGAACCGCCGUCUUCUUAGGUUUUACGCGAGCGGUUUUCUCUUAUCUCAUCUCGUUUCCGUCUUGUAAAAUAUGAUUUCUGUAUUUCUAGCGAAGACUAACUCGC
This is a messenger RNA of Myxozyma melibiosi, 924 nucleotides long. Its product is annotated as PIG-P-domain-containing protein. Lineage: Eukaryota; Fungi; Ascomycota; Lipomycetes; Lipomycetales; Lipomycetaceae. Gene Ontology annotation, biological process: GPI anchor biosynthetic process. Bases 104 to 838 code for a protein of 244 amino acids. The transcript has 2 exons. Gene Ontology annotation, cellular component: endoplasmic reticulum. The record is from RefSeq and is a predicted model, not a curated record.